GAAAGCGAACUGCGCCAAGCGGGCGCUGCGUGUUAACUUAUAUUAAAUAAUAAAAUACGCAAUGGCAAAAAUUAACGAAGAUCUAAAUAGGGAGCGGGAAAAAUGUAGUUUCAAUGUCAAAGAGUUGACGAUUUUAAUGGACGGCGGACCGGAGAAAACGAAAGAAAGAAAAGAACGCGAGAAUUUUAUGAUAAGUAAAAGAGAUACGUAUGCUGGUAUACCAGAAGAUUAUCUAAGCUAUAAGGAACAAUAUGAGAAAGCUGUUAAAAAAUCUGUGAUCGUGUUUGGAUUGGUGCGCCGUUUGCAAGAGGAGGGGAAAACUACUAUUCACAACUAUAGGGAUGUGUUGGGAAAUCUCCUGCGGGCGUCAGAUGUUUCCACCGGCUUCCCUCUGGCCCUGCAUUACAUAAUGUUCAUGCCGGCGAUCAUAAACCAGGGAACUGACGAACAGACGGCCCGAUGGUUGCCCAGAGCUUGGGACUGCAACAUCAUUGGCAGCUAUGCACAAACCGAGCUGGGUCACGGCACAUUUAUACGCGGCUUGGAGACGACGGCCACUUAUGAUCCUAUAACCAAAGAGUUCGUCCUGAACAGUCCUACGCUCACGUCCUAUAAGUGGUGGGGAGGUGGACUGGGACAAACAGCAAACUAUAGCAUAGUAGUGGCCCAACUAUACACCAAAGGAGAAUGCCUUGGAGUCCACUCUUUCAUAGUUCAAGUUCGAGAUGAGGAAACCCAUAUGCCUCUUCCUGGUAUUAAGAUUGGAGAUAUUGGGUCCAAACUGGCACUUAACGGAAUCAAUAAUGGGUUUUUGGGAUUUAAUAAUUACAGAGUACCAAGGAAUCAGAUGUUGAUGAAACACGCUCAGGUUUUAGAGGAUGGAACCUAUGUGAAGUCACGUAACCCGAAGCUAAACUAUGGGGCUAUGGUAUUCGUGAGAGUGGUGAUAGCUUUUGACAUGGCCAACUAUUUGAGUAAAGCAGCCACCAUAUCGGUAAGAUAUUCUGCAGUUCGCAGACAAUGCCAGAGUAAAGCGGGUGAACAAGAAAGUCAAGUUUUAGACUAUUUGACUCAGCAACAUAAGCUGUUACCAGCUGUAGCGGCUUGCUACGCGCUCAAAAUAACUGCCAAUAAACUUUGGGACACCUUCAACACUGUGAACGAAGAACUACUCGCUGGCAAUUUACAAAGGCUACCCGAGAUCCAUGCCCUAGCAUGCUGCUUAAAAGCUAUCAGUACGUAUGACACAGCUACCUUCAUAGAGACAUGUCGGCUCGCGUGCGGUGGCCACGGGUACAUGCACUCUUCAAACCUCCCCACAACAUAUAGUAGUGCGGUAGCUGCGUGCACGUACGAGGGCGACAAUACUGUGCUGCUGUUACAGACUGCCAGGUUCUUGGCAAAAACGUGGCAGGAAAUAGACAAUGAAACUGGAAAAUUGACUCCAACGGUAGAAUAUUUGAAAACUACAAAAAGCAAGGGUUUCUCACACAAAUGGCUAAACACGACCGAUAAUAUCGUUUAUGGAUUUGAAGUUGUUUCUAUGAGGAAAAUUGCUUCGUGCGUACAAAACAUGCAAAAGAGGGUAGCCUCCGGCAUGACGUUCGAGGACGCCUGGAACAUGUCUUCUAUCCAGUUAGUCGCUGCAGCUGAGGCACAUUGCAGAGUAAUUAUACUUUCGACAUUCAACAGUGAAAUAAAGGAAUUGACGAAAACAACAUCGCCAGAGCUAAAGCGAGUAUUAAGCCAGUUGGUGGAUCUCUAUUCAGUUUACUGGGCGUUAGAGAAACUCAGCGAUUUACUUCAGUAUACAACAAUUAAUCAUGAAGACGUAGAUGGUUUGCGUUCCUGGUAUGAAGAUUUACUUACCCAGUUGCGACCAAAUGCUGUGGGUUUGGUGGACGCGUUUGAUCUUAAAGACGAGAUGCUGAAUUCAACUCUUGGUUCCUACGACGGACGAGCUUACGAGAGGCUUAUGGAAGCCGCUCUCAAGAGCCCUCUCAACUCUGAACCAGUCAACCACACCUUCCACAAGUAUCUGAAACCGUUUAUGCGUGGAAAGCUAUGAUAUUAGGGUAAUAACAAAUGUUAUAAAGAAUCUUCUAAGUCAUUCAGAAUGUAUAAAUAUAAAUGUCAUCGAAUAAUUAUUUUCGAUACUUUGUAUCAAAUGUAUUAUUUAAAUAGAACGAGGAGUUAAUUUUUAAUAGGUUAUAGAAAAGCUUUGGUGCUAUUGUAUAUGGAAGUAGGUAC
Messenger RNA from Pararge aegeria (speckled wood butterfly), 2250 nucleotides. Its product is annotated as probable peroxisomal acyl-coenzyme A oxidase 1. Gene Ontology annotation, biological process: fatty acid beta-oxidation using acyl-CoA oxidase; lipid homeostasis. Gene Ontology annotation, cellular component: peroxisome. Gene Ontology annotation, molecular function: FAD binding; fatty acid binding; acyl-CoA oxidase activity. The record is from RefSeq and is a predicted model, not a curated record. NCBI's taxonomy places the organism in Eukaryota, Metazoa, Arthropoda, Insecta, Lepidoptera, Nymphalidae. The coding region runs from base 62 to 2068 and encodes 668 amino acids. The transcript is spliced from 13 exons.